Thermothielavioides terrestris NRRL 8126 is the source of this 3306-nucleotide messenger RNA. RefSeq lists its product as uncharacterized. Bases 216 to 3122 code for a protein of 968 amino acids. The transcript is spliced from 3 exons. Gene Ontology annotation, cellular component: MCM complex; nucleus. Lineage: Eukaryota; Fungi; Ascomycota; Sordariomycetes; Sordariales; Chaetomiaceae. The record is from RefSeq and is a predicted model, not a curated record. Gene Ontology annotation, molecular function: single-stranded DNA binding; ATP binding; single-stranded 3'-5' DNA helicase activity. Gene Ontology annotation, biological process: double-strand break repair via break-induced replication; DNA replication initiation; mitotic DNA replication.
GCGUUUUCUCGCGUUUUAUUGACGACGUGGGCCUUUUCCCUGCCCGACACACCAACAACUCGCCAACACCAACCCUCGCUACCCCUCUCCAACAAUAGACUGUCCCGCCAUUUUGGUCAGCUUGAGACACGCUUCUCUCGCUGGUUCUCUCUGACAUCCUUCUUAAUAUUUCGUUCUCUCUUUUUUUUCUUCUCUUUCUGUCAGCCAAAAAUACAAUGGCGACACAACGAGUGGCGUCCAGCGAUCCUGGAUUCAUGGCUUCGGACGGACCGUCGAGAACGCCGCGGGCAGGCCGAUUGCCCGGCUCUUCGAGCAGCCUCCGACCUGCAGUGCCGCCCUCCGAGAGCCUCGGUGCGCUCAGCGACGGUGAGGGCGAAGGGUUUGCCGACGACCAGGUCCCCGUACGAGCGAGGCCGACGGACCCCGCCAACAUCCCGAGGGUGGAAGACAAGAUCGGCCUCAUUAUCCAGCAAUUGUUCGAAGAGUUCAUCGAGAACUACGUCGAGACGCCGAGGGCAUCCGGACAGCCAACGUCGAGCGCCGUCACCACGGACAAGUACUAUGUCGCUCAGAUACACGGCCUGCGGACCCACCAACUAUCUACCUUCUACGUCGACUACAAGCAUCUGGAGAGCUGGAGCAGCGGCGCGUUGGCCACCGGCAUCAUGGAGUCGUACUACCGCUUCCUCCCCUUCCUGACUGCCGCGCUGCACAACAUGAUCGCCAAGUACGAGCCGCAGUACUUCCGCGAGCACCGCCAGCCCACCGCCUCCAGCCAGCAGCACACGUCGGGCGCCAGCAACAUGGGCUCGGCCAGCCAGAGCGAGCUGAGCAGCAAGACGGCGAACCAGCAGACCGACAAGCUGUUCUCCAUCGCCUUCUACAACCUGCCGCUGGUCUCGCGCGUGCGCGCCCUGCGCGCCCGCAACAUCGGCCAGCUGCUCUCCAUCAGCGGCACCGUCACCCGCACGUCCGAGGUCCGCCCGGAGCUGGCCCUCGCCACCUUCGUCUGCGAGGCCUGCCUCAGCGUGGUGCCCGACGUCGAGCAGACCUUCCGCUACACCGAGCCGACCCAGUGCCCCAACGCCACCUGUCUGAACCGGACCGCCUGGCGGCUGGACAUCCGGAAGAGCACCUUUGUCGACUGGCAGAAGGUGCGCGUGCAGGAGAACAGCAACGAGAUCCCGACCGGCAGCAUGCCGCGCACCAUGGACAUCAUCCUCCGCGGCGAGAUGGUCGACCGCGCCAAGGCUGGCGAGAAGUGCAUCUUCACCGGUGCCCUGAUUGUCGUUCCGGAUGUCAGCCAGCUGGGCCUGCCCGGUCUCCGGAGGGUGGCCGUCCGGGACGACCGAGGAGCCGACGCCGGCGGCAGUGGCGUGACCGGCCUGAAGUCCCUGGGCGUCCGCGACCUCACCUACCGUCUGGCCUUCCUCGCCUGCAUGGUGAGCCCCGACGUCUCGUCGAUCGGUGCGUCUGGCGAAGCGCAGAUCGUCGACAUCGUCGGCGCCAUGACCGGGAACGCCAACGUCGAGACGGCCGAGACGGUGCGGGAGCUGCAGGACGCGAUGCUGUCGUCCUACACGGAAGAGGAGGUGCAGGAUCUCCGCGCCAUGGUGCACAGCGACCACGUCUACAGCCGGCUGGUGCAGUCGAUCGCGCCCAUGAUAUACGGCCACGAGAUCGUCAAGAAGGGCAUCCUGCUGCAGCUGCUGUCGGGCGUGACCAAGACCACGGCCGAGGGCAUGCAGCUCCGCGGCGACAUCAACAUCUGCAUCGUCGGCGACCCCUCGACGGCCAAAUCCCAGUUCCUCAAAUACGUCUGCAACUUCGCGCCGCGCGCCGUCUACACCUCGGGCAAGGCCUCGUCCGCCGCCGGUCUCACGGCCGCGGUCGUCAAGGACGAGGAGACGGGCGAGUUCACCAUCGAAGCCGGCGCGCUGAUGCUCGCCGACAACGGCAUCUGCUGCAUCGACGAGUUCGACAAGAUGGACAUCGCGGACCAGGUGGCCAUCCACGAGGCCAUGGAGCAGCAGACCAUCUCGAUCGCCAAGGCGGGCAUCCAGGCGACGCUCAACGCGCGCACGUCCAUCCUGGCGGCCGCGAACCCGGUGGGCGGGCGGUACAACCGCAAGACGACGCUGCGCGCCAACAUCAACAUGUCGGCGCCCAUCAUGUCGCGCUUCGACCUCUUCUUCGUCAUCCUGGACGAGUGCAACGAGCAGGUCGACCGCCACCUGGCCGAGCACAUCGUCGGCAUCCACCAGAACCGCGACGCGGCCGUCAGCCCGGAGUUCUCGACCGAGCAGCUGCAGCGCUACAUCCGCUUCGCCCGCACCUUCCGCCCGGAGUUCACCGAGGAGGCCAAGGAGGUGCUCGUGCAGCGCUACAAGGAUCUGCGCGCCGACGACGCCCAGGGCGGCGUCGGCCGCAACAGCUACCGCAUCACCGUGCGCCAGCUCGAGAGCAUGAUCCGCCUGUCCGAGGCCAUCGCCAAGGCGAACUGCGUCGAGGACAUCACUCCGGAUUUUGUCAACGAGGCGUAUAACCUGCUGCGGCAGAGCAUCAUCUCGGUGGAGCACGACGAUGUAGAGGUAGAUGACGAGGAGGAGGAAGCAGCGGGGCCGGAGAGCGGGGAGGCGCUGCGGCGCGCGGCGGAUGCGGCUGCCGGGGUGGGCGCGCACGCCGAUGGCGACGAGCGGAUGGAGGACGACGCGGACAACGGCGACGGGCAGGCAGCGCGCCAGACCUCGGCUGGCCCCUCAGCGGCGGCGCAAAGAGAAAAGCAGACCAUUUCGUACGACAAGUACAUCAGCAUCGUCAACAUGCUGGUAUCGCGCGUGGCCGAGGACGAGGCGGAGGGCAGCGGCGAGGGCGUCGACGGCGACGCGCUCGUGCAGUGGUACCUGGAGCAGAAGGAGGACGAGCUGCACAGCGAGGAGGAGUACAACAGCGAGAUGGCGCUGGCGAGGAAGGUGCUGAAGAAGAUGGUCAAGGACAACAUCCUCAUGGCGAUCCGCGGGCAGGGCAUGGCGGACGCGGAUGAUGCUGGUGAAGGCAGCUCGGCACAGGCGGCCCAGGUCGUCUACGUGUUGCAUCCCAACUGCGCGGUGGAGGAGUAUUGAUCUAGGCCGGAAACGAUGGUCAUCAGGCGGGAUCGGGACGGGUGGAUACACGAGACGGGCGUCAGGAGUUUGGGACCGUGGGAGGGGAGGGCAUAUGGCUUGGUCCUGGAAUUGAAUUAGACAUUAGUGGAGCGUGUGAGCGUGUACAACCGCUGGGAGGUAUGCCACCGAACUAAGGGGAAUA